Molecule: messenger RNA, 17871 nt
Organism: Saccostrea echinata
Lineage: Eukaryota; Metazoa; Mollusca; Bivalvia; Ostreida; Ostreidae
Product: mucin-2-like
Exons: 51
Coding region: 1-17541 (5846 amino acids)
Biological process (GO): cell-matrix adhesion
Molecular function (GO): calcium ion binding; protein binding
Source: RefSeq, a predicted model, not a curated record
AUGGCAGCCACUUCUAUUCCUGAACAAAUUAGUAACACUACUACCACUGAACCAACAUCCACUACUAGUAUUACUGAGCCAACAAAAACCAAUACUACUACUACUACAGAGCCAACAACAACCACAACUACUACUGAGCCAACAACAACCACUACAGCUACUGAUCCAAAAACAACCACUUCCCCUACAGAGCCAGCAACAACUACGACCACUGGACAAACUACCACUACUACUACAGAACCAACAAAGACCACUAGUACUACACAACCAACAACAACCAGAACUACAACUGAACCAACAACAACCACAACUACUACUGAGCCAACAAUAACAACAACUUCAACUACAGAGCCAAGAACAACCACUACUACUACAGAACCAACAACAACCACAACUACUACUGAGCCAACAACAACAGCUACCGAGCCAACAACAACAACCACUACCACUGCACCAACAACCACUUCUACUACAGAACCAACAACGACAACUAGUACUACUGAACCAACAACUACCACUACUACGACAGAACCAACAACAACCACAACUACUACUGAGCCAACAACAACCACAACAACAACUACAGAACCAACAACGACUAGUAGUACUACUGAACCAACAACAACCACUAUUACUACAGAACCAAUAACAAGCACUACUACUACUAAGCCAACAACAACUGCUAUUACAGAGACAACAACUUCAACUACAUCAGUACCAACAACAACCACUACCUCUGUUCAGACAACAACAACCACAACUACAACUACAGAGCCAACAACAACAACUACUACUACUACAGAACCAACAACAACUACUACAGAGCCAACAACAACUUCAACUACAUCAGUACCAACAACAACCACUUCUACUUAUGAAACAACAACCACAACUACUGCAGAGCCAACAACAACCACAACUACAACUACAGAACCAACAACUCCUACUACUACUACUAAAGAACCAACAACAACCACAACUACUACUGAGCCAACAACAACUUCAACUACAGAGCCAACAACAACCACUACUACUACAAAACCAACAACAACCACAACUACUACUGAGCCAACAACAACAACAACAACUACGGAGCCAACAACAACAAAAACUACAGAGCCAACAACAACUUCAACUACAUCAGUACCAACAACAACCACUAUUACUUAUGAAACAACAACAACCACAACUACUGCAGAUCCAACAAAAACCACAACUACAACUACAGAACCAACAACACCUACUACUACUACUAAAGAACCAACAACAACUACCACUACUACUGAGCCAACAACAACUUCAACUACAGAGCCAACAACAACUACUACUACUACAGAACCAACAACAACCACAACUACUACUGAGCCAACAACAACAACAACAACAACUACGGAGCCAACAACAACAACUACUACCAUUGCUCCAACAACGACUUCUACUUCAGAACCAACAAUGACCACUAGUACUACUGAACCAACAACAACCACUUCUACUACAGAACCAACAACAACCUCUACUACAACUGAACCAACAACAAUAACUACUACAGAGCCAACAACUUCAACAACAUCACCAACAACAACUUCAACUACAGAGCCAACAACAACCACUACUACUACAGAACCAACAACAACCACAACUACUACUGAGACAACAGCAACAACAACUACGGAGCCAACAACGACCACUAGUACCAGUGAACCAACAACAACCACUAUUACCACAGAACCAACAACAAGCACUACUUCUACAGAGCCAACAACAACAUUAACUACAUCAGUACCAACAACAACCACUAUGACUUAUGAAACAACAGCAACCACAACUACUACAGAGCCAACAACAACCACAACUACAACUACAGAGCCAACAACAACAACUACUACUACUACAGAACCAACAACAACCAAAACUACUACUGAGCCAACAACAACAACCACUAUAACUGCACCAACCACUUCUACCACAGAACCAGCAAAGACAACUAGUACAACUGAAACAAAAACAACCACUACUACUACAGAACCAAAACCAACCACAACUACUACUGAGCCAACAACAACCACAACAACAACUACAGAACCAACAAAGACCACUAGUACUACUGAACCAACAACAACCAUUAUUACUACAGAACCAACAACAAGCACUACUACUACUGAGCCAACAACAACCACAACAACAAGUACAGAAUCAAGUCCGACAACUAGUGGUACUGAACCAACAACAACUACUACUACUACAGAACCAACAACAAGGACCAGUACUACUGAACCAACAACAACCACAACAACAACUACAGACCAAACAACAACAACUACUACUACUGCUCCAACAACCACUUCUACUACAGAACCAACAAUGACCACUAAACCAACAACAACCACAACUACUACUGAGCCAACAACAACUUCAACUACAGAGCCAACAACAACCACUACUACUACAGAACCAACAACAACCACAACUACUACUGAACCAACAACAACAACUACGGAGCCAACAACAACAACUUCUACCACUGCUCCAACAACGACUUCUACUACAGAACCAACAAUGACCACUUCUACUACUGAACCAACAACAACCACUUCUACUACAGAACCAACAACAACCUCUACUACAACUGAACCAACAUCAAUAACUACUACUACUGAGCCAACAACAACAACUUCAACUACAGAGCCAACAACAACCACUCCAACUACAGAACCAACAACAACCACAACUACUACAAAGCCAACAACAACAACAACUACGGAGCCAACAACAACAACUACUACCAUUGCUCCAACAACGACUUCUACUACAGAACCAACAAAGACCACUAGUACUACUGAACCAACAACAACCACUUCUACUACAGAACCAACAACAUCCUCUACUACAACUGAACCAACAACAAUCACUACUACAGAGCCAACAACAACUUCAACUACAGAGCCAACAACAACCACUACUACUACAGAACCAACAACAACCACAACUACUACUGAACCAACAACAACAACUACAGAGCCAACAACAACAACUUCUACCACUGCUCCAACAAUGACUUCUACUACAGAACCAACAAAGACCACAAGUACUACUGAACCAACAACAACCACUUCUACUACAGAACCAACAACAACCUCUACUACAACUGAACCAACAACAAUAACUACUACUACUGAGCCAACAACAACAACUUCAACUACAGAGCCAACAACAACCACUACUACUACAGAACCAACAACAACCACAACUACUACAGAGCCAACAACAACAACAACUACGGAGCCAACAACAACAACUACUACCAUUGCUCCAACAACGACUUCUACUACAGAACCACCAACAACUUCAACAACAUCAGUACCAACAACAACCACUACUACUUAUGAAACAACAACAACCACAACUACUACAGAGCCAACAACAACCACAACUACAACUACAGAACCAACAACACCUACUACUACUACUACUAAAGAACCAACAACAACCACAACUACUACUGAGCCAACAACAACUUCAACUACAGAGCCAACAACAACCACUACUACUACAGAACCAACAACAACCACAACUACUACUGAGACAACAGCAACAACAACUACGGAGCCAACAACGACUACUAGUACCAGUGAACCAACAACAACCACUAUUACCACAGAACCAACAACAAGCACUACUUCUACAGAGCCAACAACAACAUUAACUACAUCAGUACCAACAACAACCACUAUGACUUAUGAAACAACAGCAACCACAACUACUACAGAGCCAACAACAACCACAACUACAACUACAGAGCCAACAACAACAACUACUACUACUACAGAACCAACAACAACCAAAACUACUACUGAGCCAACAACAACAACCACUAUAACUGCACCAACCACUUCUACCACAGAACCAGCAAAGACAACUAGUACAACUGAAACAAAAACAACCACUACUACUACAGAACCAAAACCAACCACAACUACUACUGAGCCAACAACAACCACAACAACAACUACAGAACCAACAAAGACCACUAGUACUACUGAACCAACAACAACCAUUAUUACUACAGAACCAACAACAAGCACUACUACUACUGAGCCAACAACAACCACAACAACAAGUACAGAAUCAAGUCCGACAACUAGUGGUACUGAACCAACAACAACUACUACUACUACAGAACCAACAACAAGGACCAGUACUACUGAACCAACAACAACCACAACAACAACUACAGACCAAACAACAACAGCUACUACUACUGCUCCAACAACCACUUCUACUACACAACCAACAAUGACCACUAGUACUACUGAACCAACAACAACCACUUCUACUACAGAACCAACAACAACCUCUACUACAACUGAACCAACAACAAUAACUACUACAGAGCCAACAACAACUUCAACUACAUCACCAACAACAACUUCAACUACAGAGCCAACAACAACCACUACUACUACAGAACCAACAACAACCACAACUACUACUGAACCAACAACAACAACUACGGAGCCAACAACAACAACUUCUACCACUGCUCCAACAACGACUUCUACUACAGAACCAACAAUGACCACUUCUACUACUGAACCAACAACAACCACUUCUACUACAGAACCAACAACAACCACAACUACAACUGAACCAACAUCAAUAACUACUACUACUGAGCCAACAACAACAACUUCAACUACAGAGCCAACAACAACCACUCCAACUACAGAACCAACAACAACCACAACUACUACAAAGCCAACAACAACAACAACUACGGAGCCAACAACAACAACUACUACCAUUGCUCCAACAACGACUUCUACUACAGAACCAACAAAGACCACUAGUACUACUGAACCAACAACAACCACUUCUACUACAGAACCAACAACAUCCUCUACUACAACUGAACCAACAACAAUCACUACUACAGAGCCAACAACAACUUCAACUACAGAGCCAACAACAACCACUACUACUACAGAACCAACAACAACCACAACUACUACUGAACCAACAACAACAACUACAGAGCCAACAACAACAACUUCUACCACUGCUCCAACAAUGACUUCUACUACAGAACCAACAAAGACCACAAGUACUACUGAACCAGCAACAACCACUUCUACUACAGAACCAACAACAACCUCUACUACAACUGAACCAACAACAAUAACUACUACUACUGAGCCAACAACAACAACUUCAACUACAGAGCCAACAACAACCACUACUACUACAGAACCAUCAACAACCACAACUACUACAGAGCCAACAACAAUAACAACUACGGAGCCAACAACAACAACUACUACCAUUGCUCCAACAACGACUUCUACUACAGAACCAGCAAAGACCACUAGUACAACUGAACCAACAACAACCACUUCUACUACAGAAACAACAACAACCUCUACUACAACUGAACCAACAACAAUAACUACUACAGAGCCAACGACAACUUCAACUACAUCAGUACCAACAACAACCACUACUACUUAUGAAACAACAACAACCACAACUACUACAGAGCCAACAACAACCACAACUACAACUACAGAACCAACAACACCUACCACUACUACUACAGAACCAACAACAACCACAACUACUACUGAGCCAAAAACAAAUUCAACUACAGAGCCAACAACAACCACUACUACUACAGAACCAACAACAACCACAACUACUACUGAGUCAACAACAACAACAACAACAACUACGGAGCCAACAACAACAAGUUCUACCACUGCUCCAACAACGACUUCUACUACAGAACCAACAAUGACCACUAGUACUACUGAACCAACAACAACCAUUUCUACUACAGAACCAACAACAACCUCUACUACAACUGAACCAACAACAAUAACUACUACAGAGCCAACAACAACUUCAACUACAUCAGUACCAACAACAACCACUACUACUUAUGAAACAACAACAACCACAACUACUACAGAGCCAACAACAACCACUACUACUGCAAAACCAUCAACAACCACAACUACUACUGAGCCAACAACAACAACAACUACGGAGCCAACAACAACAAGUACUACCACUGCUCCAACAACGACUUCUACUACAGAACCAACAAAGACCACUAGUACUACUGAAGCAACAACAACCACUUCUACUACAGAACCAACAACAUCCUCUACUACAACUGAACUAACAACAAUCACUACUACAGAGCCAACAACAACUUCAACUACAGAGCCAACAAUAACCACUACUACUACAGAACCAACAACAACCACAACUACUAUUGAGCCAACAACACCAACAACAACAACUACAGAGCCAACAACAACAACUACUACCACUGCUCCAACAACGACUUCUACUACAGAACCAACAAUGACCACUAGUACUACUGAACCAACAACAACCACUUCUACUACAGAACCAACAACAACCUCUACUACAACUGAACCAACAACAAUAACUACUACAGAGCCAACAACAACUUCAACUACAUCAGUUCCAACAACAACCACUACUACUUAUGAAACAACAACAACCACAACUACUACAGAGCCAACAACAAUCACAACUACAACUACAGAACCAACAACACCAACUACUAAUACUACUAAAGAACCAACAACAACCACAACUACUACUGAGCCAACAACAACUUCAACUUCAGAGCCAAAAACAACCACUACUACUACAGAACCAACAACAACCACAACUACUACUGAACCAACAACAACAACAACAACUACGGAGCCAACAACCACUUCUACUACAGAACCAACAACAACAUCUACCAGAACUGAACCAACAACAAUUACUACUACAGAGCCAACAACAACUUCAACUACAUCAGUACCAACAACAACCACUACUACUUAUGAAACAACAACAACCACAACUACUACAGAGCCAACAACAACCACAACUACAACUACAGAACCAACAACACCUACUACUACUACUAAAGAACAGACAACCACAACUACUACUGAGCCAACAACAACUUCAACUACUACUGAACGAACAACAACAACAACUACAGAGCCAACAACAACAACUACUACCACUGCUCCAACAACGAAUUCUACUACAGAACCAACAAAGACCACAAGUACUACUGAACCAACAACAACCACUUCUACUACAGAACCAACAACAACCUCUACUACAAUUGAACCAACAACAAUAACUACUACUACUGAGUCAACAACAACCACUUCAACUACAGAGUCAACAACAACCACUACUACUACAGAACCAACAACAACCACAACUACUACUGAGCCAACAACAACCACAACUACGGAGCCAACAACAACAACUACUACCACUGCUCCAACAACGACUUCUACUACAGAACCAACAACGACCACUACUACUACUGAACCAACAACAACCACUUCUACUGCAGAACCAACAACAACCUCUACUACAACUGAUCCAACAACAAUAGCUACUACAGAGCCAACAACAACUUCAACUACAUCAGUACCAACAACAACCACUAAACCAGCAACAACCACAACUACUACUGAGCCAACAACAACUUCAACUACAGAGCCAACAACAACUACUACUACAACAGAACCAACAACAACCACAACUACUACUGAGCCAACAACAGCAACAACAACUACGGAGCCAACAACAACAAGUACUACCACUGCUCCAACAACGACUUCUACUACAGAACCAACAACGACCACUAGUACUACUGAACCAACAAUAACCACUUCUACUACAGAACCAACAACAACCUCUACUACAACUGAACCAACAACAAUAACUACUACAGAGCCAACAACUUCAACUACAUCAGUACCAACAACAACCACUACUACUUAUGAAACAACAACAACCACAACUACUACAGAGCCAACAACAACCACAACUACUACUACAGAACAAACAACACUUACUGCUACUACUAAAGAACCAACAACAACCAUAACUACUACAGAGCCAACAACAACUUCAACUACAGAGCCAACAACAACCACUACUACUACAGAACCAACAACAACCACAACUACUACUGAGCCAACAACAACAACAACUACGCAGCCAACAACAACUACUACUACCACUGCUCCAACAACGACUUCUACUACAGAACCAACAACGACCACUAGUACUACUGAACCAACAACAACCACUUCUACUACAGAACCAACAAUGACCACUAGUACUACUGAACCAACAACAACCACUACUACUACAGAAGCAACAAGACCCACAACUACUACAGAGCCAACAACAACCACAACUACAACUACAGAGCCAACAACAACUACUACUACUACAGAAUCUACUAGAACAACUACUACUGAGCCAACAACAACCACUGAGCCAACAACAACCACAACUACUACUGAGCCAACAACAACCACAACAACAACAACAGAACCAAGUUUGACCAUUAGUACUACUGAACUAUUAACAACUACAACUGCUACAGAACCAACAACAACCACUAGUACUACUGAACAAACAACAACCACAACAACAACUACAGAGCCAACAACAACAACUACUACCACUGCUCCAACAACCACUUAUACUACAGAACCAACAAUCACCACUAGUACUACUGAAUCAACAACAACCACUACUAAUACAGAACCAACAACAACCUCUACUACAACUGAACCAACAACAAUAACUACUACAGAGCUAACAAGAACUUCAACUACAUCAGUACCAACAACAACCAGUACUACUGUUGAGAAAAUAACAACCACAACUACUACAGAGCCAACAACAACAACAACUACAACUACAGAGCCCACAACAACUACUACUACUACAGAACCAACAACAACCACAACUACAACAGAGCCAACAACAACCACAACUAUAACUAUAGAGCCAACAACAACCACUACUACUUCAGAACCAACAACAACCACAACUACUACUGAGCCAACAACAACCACAACAACAACUACAGAACUAACAAUGACCACAAGUACUACUGAACUAAGAACAACCCCUAGUACUACUGAAUCAACAACAACCACUUCUACUACAGAACCAACAACAACCUCUGCUACAACUGAACCAACAACAAUAACUACUACAGAGCCAACAACAACCACAACUACAUCAGUACCAACAACAACCACUACUACUUAUGAAACAACAACAAGCACUACUACUACAGAACCAACAACAACCACAACUACUACUGAACCAACAAGAACAACAACUACAGAGCCAACAACAACCACUACCACUUCACCAACAACCACUUCUACUACAGAAUCAACAACGACCACUAAACAAACAACAACCACAACUACUACUGAGCCAACAACAACCACUGAGCCGACAACAACUACUACUACAGAGCCAACAACAACAACUACUACCACUGCAGCAAUAACCACCUCUACUAAAGAAAUAACAACAACCACUAGUAUGACUGAACCAACAACCACUACUACUACAGUACCAACAACGACCACUAGUACUACGGAGCUAACAAUAACUACUACUACAGAGCCAGCGACAACUUCAACUACCUUAUCACCAACAACAACCACUACUACUGUUGAACCAACAACAACCACAACUACUACUGAGCCAACAAUAACUACAGAGCCAACAACAAAUACUACCAGUGAACCUACAACCACUUCUUCUACAGAAACAACAAUGACCACUAGUACUACUGAACCAACAACCACUACUUCCACAGAACCAACAACAAGCACUACUACUACUGAGCCAACAACUACUACUUCAGAGCCAACAACACUUUCAACUACAUCAUUACCAACAACAACCACUACUACUGUUGAGACAACAACAACCAAAACUACUACAGAAUUAACAACAACCACAACUACAAGUACAGAGCCAACAACAAUCAAAACUACUACUGAGCCAACAACAACCACAACAAUAACUACAAAGCCAACAAUAACUACUACUAGUGCACCAACACCCACUUCUAGUACAGAAUCAACAAUGACCUCUAGUACUACUGAACCAACAACAACCACUACUACUACAGAACCAACAACAACUACUACUAUUACAGAGCCAACAAUAACAACUACUACCACUGCACCACCAACAACAACAAGUAGUACAGAGCCAACAACAACCACAACUAUUACUGAGCCAACAACAACCACUACUACUACAGAGCCAACAACAACUACAACUACCACUGCACCCACUACCACUACUACUAGAGAACUAACAAGUACCACUAGUAUUACUGAACAAACAACAACCACAACAUUAACUUCAGAGCCAACAACAACCACAACUAUUACAGAGCCAACAACAAUUACAACUACUACAGAGCCUACAACAACCACAACUACUCCUGAGCCAACAACAACCACUACUACUACAGAGCCAACAACAACAACUAGUACUACUGCACCAACAACCACUGCUAUGGCUUUGUCCAGUCCUCUAGAGUACGGGUCGGCAUUUGGAGAUUCGUAUUUGAUUGGUGAUGAUCUUGCAAGUACAAAAUUGCGGUCGGCAACACAAGUGUUCGUUGGAGAUGGUUCAGAUGGAGGAUUUUCGAGUGUUUAUGUUGGUACAAAUGGCAUCAUAGGCAUGGGGGAGAGAUAUAACAGCCUUUCUAUAAAUGAAAUGAACUCGGCAGCUAUUUCUGAACGACAAAUUAUAUGUCCAUUUUGGACGGAUUUGACAUCGUACUCGUAUAAUGGCGACAGUGCUGUAUAUUAUCAAGCAUACUCCAGAGGAUUUAGAAGCCAGCACAGUGCAUUAUUAAGAGCCAAUGCAAUCGUAAAAGAAUUCUACUCGCAAGAUUUUCCCAAUUUUGAGACCAGCUGGCUUGUCAAGGUCACAUGGAAAGACAUGGCGCUGUAUGCCGAUAGAUCUCAGAAAGUAACCAUACAAUGUUUAUUGAUAUCGGACGGUGAAAACACUUUCGUUGUGUUUAAUUAUAUUGAUGUCAAUCUCAGACCUAUAAGAAACCUUAGGAUUUCAAUUGGAUACAGAUUCAAGAGAUUCCUCGCCAGAAAUUCAUACUCAAACCAACAGGCUGCUUUUCGCAUGAGUUCUGUUCCGGGGAAUAGAGGUACGAAUGGGUUCUGGAUAUACAAAAUGACAACAGAAGUCCGGCUAAGCAGAGAGGAGAGGGAAUGCUUUAGCUGGUAUCUUCGAAACAAAGAGAGUGGUGUGGCUAACCGGCUGUCCAACAUGGCUUGGUCGCUACAAUGUCCAUGUGACAGUGGUCUCCUUAGAUUUGACCCACGCUUUUCAUUCAGCAGAAUUGACUACAGGAACAAUGUUAUGUGUUACGCCACGAUGACGUUUGGAAGAAAUGCGGAAUGUUGUUAUCCUUUCUUUUGGUGGUCUUCGUGGUGGUGGUGGUGGUGGUGGCGUCCGGUCCUCGGCUCCUGUCGGCGGUCACCUCCAGUGGCUGGUACAUUGAUGGAAUAUAGUCCUUUCUUUCAACGGUUUAACCACUACAAUCAGGAUGUUAGGCCAAAAGACGUUUGCUGUAAUUCAGGGCAUUGUGACUGGUAUUACGAGGUCCGACCAAUCACAAGGUGUUAUCGCAGAUCUCCAUUUAGAGCAGCCUGGUUUUUCGGUGACCCUCAUAUUGGUACUUUGGAUGGGCAUCAGUACACAUUCAAUGGUUACGGAGAAUACACUAUGAUGAAAAUAGAUACUGAAAAAACCAAAUUUGAACUCCAAGCUAGAACUGAUCUAGCUACUAACGAAAAUGGAACAACCAUUAACGCCACGAUCUUCAGUGCUUUUGCUGCUAAAGACCAGACUGGUGCAACUGUUCAGAUUGAAAUGUCAAGAAAUAAAGACAAGAUGUAUAUCAGAGGUGAUGACCGAGACUUGACGAGAGAAUUCGAGAAUCUGAACUUUACGUACACUACACAGUUUCUACAACUGCGACAGGAGAACCAGACAAUUGUUGCUUCUUUCCUUAAUUCUUCAAUAACCAUCAAAGUCAGUCUUGGUGUUCGGUUCUUGACGUGUGAGGCUGUGGUGGACGAUGUCUAUAAAGGAAAUGUGUCAGGGCUGAUGGGAAAUUUUGAUGGCAACACAACCAAUGACUUCCUUCUCCCUAACGGUACAACUCUCACAGGAAACAGCACUGGCAGUGAGAGGGCCAUAUACUUCAACUUUGGUCAAGCAUGGUCUGUGAAUGACACAACUUCAAUAUUCCACUACGACACUGGCUUGUCACACGAGGACUACAAUCAUCCAGAUUUUCUGCCCUUUUUCAUUGACGAAUUUAGUGAUGAAAGACGGAAUAAAGCUAAGGAGCAAUGUGGCGGUGCUUCUGCUUCACAGUCCUGUAUUUUUGACUUCCUCGCCACAGGCGACAAAACAUUGGCUAUUUCCUCCGGAAGUGAAGAGAGCACUUCCGAGUCUGAGACAAGUGCAAUAGCUAAUGAGACACCAGAAGUGAUAGGAGACAGUGUAAUUGAGGCAGAAGUUAACGUUACAGUGAAAUUAAAAUUCAACAUUUCUGAUGACGGCGAAAAUGCUGUAUACAAAAUUUUACAGCAGCCAAACACAAACUUUCAAUUUGACAAUUUGACGGGUAUUGCGUCAUGGACACCAUAUGAUACCAAUGUAACAAGCAUCAGCGUCUCUGCUGUGGAUAACCAACAAGUCGAAUCAUCACCGCUAGAUAUCGCUAUUAUCUUGUGUAGUGGAUGUAACGGAAAUGGCAAAUGCAAUUACACAAACACAAGAAAUUCCGAAAAUGAACUCUUUAAAAGAGCAACCUGUGAAUGUAAAAUAGGAUACUCAGGUGAUGACUGUGAACAAGAUGUUGACGGCUGUGAAGACUACCCCUGUCCUCUGGGUAGAAACUGUACAGACCUCACCCCGGAACAGGAGGCCGCUCAAAAUAGAAGUUACACUUGUUCUGACUGUCCGGGGGGAUUUAGAGACAUCGACAAUAAAUGUGAAGAUAUCAAUGAGUGCAAUGGAACAGUACCAGUGUGUAACGAUAGGACAGAGAACUGUGAGAACACAGAGGGGGGCUAUACCUGUAAUUGUCUGUCGGGCUACAGGAAGGUGGGCCUUGAAUGUCUAGACAUUGAUGAGUGUUUGGAGAGUACUUCUGGAUGUGCACAGCUCUGUAACAACACAGAAGGGUCAUUUAUCUGCUCUUGUCUAUCUGGCUUUAAAAUAAAUCAAGACAAUAAAACAUGUUAUGAGACAGGUAAUUCGACAUGCUCCAAUCUUACCUGUGAAUACACAUGUGUCAAUAGAUCUGGUUUUUAUGAGUGUAUCUGUCAAAACGGUUACAAACUAGCGGCAAAUGAAAUCAACUGCACAGAUGUGGAUGAAUGUGAAUUGGGAAUAUGUACUCAGGACUGUGUUAAUACAGUCGGUUCAUACAAUUGCUCAUGUUUUACGGGGUUCACUUUAAACGAUGACAGAACAACUUGCUCAGAAUGUAUACCUCCAAAUUAUGGGGAGAACUGUGAACAGGUGUGCGAGUGUGGUCCAGGAAUGGACAGGUGUGACUCGGUUACUGGGUGUGUCUGUCUGUCCGGAUGGACGGGAACUAAGUGUGAUCAGGAUAUAGAUGAGUGUGCAGUUAAUCCGUUAAUCUGUGGUACAGACAAGGAAUGUCGGAAUCUCCAGGGAUCCUACACGUGUAAUUGUCGGAAUGGAUUCGAGAAAAUUAACGAGAUUUGUAAAGAUAUUGAUGAGUGUGCAAACGAUGGGUCAAAUGAAUGCCCCAUAUCCUCUACGUGUCUGAAUAAUGAUGGUAAUUACACCUGUCAGUGUAAAGAAGGCUACACACAGAAAUCAACAUACGAAUGCCAAGACAUUGACGAAUGUAAGACUGGAGUGGCAGGGUGUUCUCAGAACUGUUCUAAUGUGGAAGGAGGUUUUAAUUGUGAGUGUGAAUUCGGGUACACACUGGAAGAUGACAGAAAGACAUGCGCAGUGGUGACUGAUAUUUGCUCGCUUUAUCCACACCUCAAUUGCUCAUUUGGAUGUAGACAAGACCCAGCAAAUAAAACCUUUGGGUACUGCUUCUGUGGUGCGGGAUUCUACCUGAACGCGGUGGAUGAACGGUCCUGUGUUGAUGUGAAUGAGUGUGGUGAUGAUGCUCUGAAUCUGUGUACCUUCAAGGAAAAUUGUGUGAAUACUGUUGGUUCCUACAACUGUUCCUGUCCGAUCGGAUAUAUCUUAGAAAACGACGGAAGGCAGUGUUCAGUGUGUGAUAGUUUUCACUAUGGUCUUGAUUGCAAAAUACCUUGCAAUUGCGGAGUUGGUGCCUCCACAUGUGACAACGUACAAGGAUGUCAGUGUAGGACAGGAUGGGCUGGACUGAAAUGUGAUGCCGAUAUGGAUGAAUGUACCAUCGGUAAUCCUUGUAAUGGAGCCAACCAGAUCUGUCAGAACACUCCGGGAUCCUACCGGUGUCUAUGUGAGACGGGAUAUAAUGAAACCCUACCGGGGCAAUGUACAGAUAUAAAUGAAUGUAUCAACAAACCCUGCGACCAAAUAUGCAACAAUACAAAUGGAGGGUAUACGUGUUCCUGCAACCCGGGGUUUAAGCUCACAAAUCAGUCAAAAUGUGAAGACAUUGACGAAUGUUCAGCACCAGUAUCACCAUGUGACCAGUUGUGUUCAAACACUCCUGGAAGUUACAGAUGCUUUUGUAGGGAAGGUUUUCUUCUGAAUGUGACAACUAAAUCAAACUGCCACGCCAAAACAGAGUGUACCGUUCUGAACUGUACUCAGCAAUGUGCCGUACGUGCUGAUGGGUCAGAGUUUUGCUCCUGUAGAAAUGGAUUCAGCCUAGAUUCAGACAAUAUCACCUGCACUGAUAUUGACGAUUGCUCACAGAACCCUUGCAGUGAGAAUUGCACACAGAAUGGUCCAGGUCUUGGUUACACGUGUUCUUGUGAUGUUGGAAAAAAGCUGGACAUUGAUCAAAGAACCUGUAUAGAAUGCGAAAAUGGAUACUACGGGAUAAACUGUAAUGAUGAGUGUUCGUGUAAAUCUGAAAAUACGGCAUCAUGUGACAGAAUCACGGGCUCCUGUACCUGUAAAGAAGGAUGGAAUGGGACAUUUUGUAAUGAUGACGUAAAUGAAUGUUUAAAAGAACAUAUUUGUCCAAACAAUUCCGACUGCAAGAAUUUAAAUGGAUCUUACUCAUGUGAUUGCAAAGACGGAUUUUCUUUUGCUGGCGAACAGUGUGUUGAGUGUUCAAGUACAACAUAUGGUCAGAACUGUGCAAAUCAAUGUGCUUGUGAGUUCAGUAACACUCAGUCAUGUGACAAACAGAAUGGAACCUGUUACUGUAGUUCUGGAUGGCAGGGUAUCAACUGUACAGAGGAUGUCCCAGAAUGCACCAAUGAUCCGAACAUUUGCGGAAGUAAUGCAUCGUGUAAUGAAACAAAUGGCUCAUAUUUUUGUCUUUGUGACCCAGGCUUUCAUAAAACAUCAGCAGGACAUUGUGAAAAUAUUGAUGAAUGUGCGCUUGGAAUCGGAAACUGUUCCCAGAAUGCUAUUUGUUCUGACACUGAAGGAAGCUUUAUGUGCAAAUGCCGACCUGGCUUUCAAGGAAAUGGAUAUAACUGUACAGGUUGUAAUGGUACUUCAUAUGGUGAGCAGUGUUCAAAAGCUUGCUCAUGUGACAUUAUUGGUACAUCAAAAUGUGAUAACAUUGACGGGACAUGUACUUGUAAAGAUGGUUGGAAUGGCACCAACUGUGAGCUCACAAAUGAAUGUGAGACAGGGGCCAACAACUGUCACAUGAACGCUUCUUGUCAGGACACUGAAGACAGCUACAACUGUUCAUGUAAUAUUGGAUUUUAUGGAGAUGGUGUCAGUUGUACAGUGUGCAACCAGACCACGUAUGGUGAGCAGUGUUCAAAAACUUGUUCAUGCAACUUUGCUGGUACAAUAGACUGUGAUAACAUUGACGGGACCUGCACUUGUAAAGAUGGUUUUACUGGAACCAACUGCGAGUUUACGGAUGAGUGUGAUACAGGAGUUCACAACUGUCAUAUGAACGCUUCUUGUCAGGACACUGUGGACAGCUAUAACUGUUCAUGUAAUAUUGGAUUUUAUGGAGAUGGUGUCAAUUGCACAGGUUGCAACAAGACUACGUAUGGUGAGAAGUGUUCAAAGACUUGCUCAUGUUACCCUGCUGGCACAACAGACUGUGAUAACGUUGGUGGCAAAUGUACGUGUAAGGAUGGUUUUAAUGGAACCAACUGUGAGUUUACGGAUGAAUGUAAUACAAGAGUUCACAACUGUCAUAUGAACGCUUCUUGUCAGGACAUAGAAGACAGUUACAACUGUUCAUGUAAUAUUGGAUUUUAUGGAGAUGGUGUAAAUUGCACAGCGUGUAAUGAUUGGACAUACGGUAAUCAAUGUUCUCAGAACUGUACUUGCAACACUGAGAACACAGCUGAUUGUGAAGAUACGACGGGAGCGUGUAUCUGUAAAACAGAGUGGAAUGGAACAAACUGUGAUGUCCGUGUAGACGACUGUCGGAACGGAACUGCUGUUUGUGACAUCACUCUUCAGGAAUGUUUGAUAAACAAUGGAACGAGCAGUUACUCUUGUUAUUGUCUUUAUGGAGCAAAUUCUAGUGGCGAUUGUCUGUCACAAAAACCACCCUACAUUCAUGAUUCUACGGUAGAAACAAAGUUCCAAGCGGAGAUGACUCUGGCAAUUAUUGUUACGCCUCAGGAAUUUGAAAAUAACACCAAAAAUAUAACGGACACUAUCUUUCAAUCACUAAUACGACAUUUUGAAGAUGAAAUACGUGGCUUUAAGACACUGAUUAUUUUGUCUAUAAGACGUGGUAGUAUAAUAGUCCAAUAUGAAAUAGUGGUGUAUAAGAACGAGUCUUCACAAGGACAAAUUAGUGACUACAUCAAGGCCACAACAACACUGUUGAGUAUAUUCGUGGAGUUCAAGGCCUUAGGGAGAAAUGCUUCAAUUGACUUUGUAACGAUCUUUGAUGAAGAAGGCACUGCUUUCAUAGUGAACAAAUCAAGCAGCCCAUGUGGUGUUUUAAAACAAUAUCGCCCAUGUUCUGACGGAGAGACGUGUGUGGAAAACUUAGGUGUCCCCUCAUGUGUACCAAUAGAAGUGACAGAUUAUUUUGAUUUGAUUGUCGGACUAGGAAUAGGAAUACCCUUAGCAGUGACAGUAAUAGCGAUUAUAUUCAUCAUAUGCGUCUACUGUAAACGAAGAGCAGAUAAGGAAGAUUUGACAGCCUACAGUGAUACUGAUGAUAGGUCACGCGAUGGAAGUGAAUUUUUCAGGUCUCGGAUACCUGUCCGUUAUGGUAGCUGGGGACAUCAAUACUCCCCUUGGGGUCUGGAGGGUACUCAAGGUAUAGAAAACGACACACCACGGGCAAGAAAAUACGAACAGGACAUUUUGAACCAAGAAAAUAUAGAUGAUAGACCAAUUCCUUAUAAUUCGGAAUUUUCUUGGGAUUUCUUACAUGCUUCCAUACCACCAACUGAAUCGUUUAGAAUAGAGCGACCGAAAGCAGAAAGAAGCCCUCAUCCCUUGUUUAGAGAACAAUCAACAGCUUGAUAAUGCCCACGCGGCAGAAAGAAGGAGACAUUUCACAUAAUUAAUAAAAUGAAAACGAGUAAAAUGCUAUCAAGGCCUUUUCAAGGAUGUGCAAUAAAUGUUAUGUUUGUUUCAGUGCUGAUUUUAGAGUGCUCAAUGUUUAACGUCAUCGAACUUCAAAUUUGUUAUUUGUUUUAAUCCUACUUAUAUUAUAUUUUUAGACGUCUGAAUACUACAUUGUUCGUAUGAGGAAUUUAUAGUUUUAUAAAAAAUGCUGUUAUGUACAAUGUAUACAAAAAGUAUAUUGUUUGUAUUGUAUUUGUAUCUCUUCCAGUUUUUGAAUUCAGACUU